AUGUUCUGGUUGACAGCUGAACUGAUGAACGUUGAAUGGCGAAAAGGCUGCCUGACUACCGGUGGUUGUGCUGAUCCACGAUUUAAGCUAACCGAAACCAAUGUGGCCAGCAAUGAGCAAGUCUCGAUCAGUUGGUCAAUUUUAGACGAUUUCAACCAGAUUUAUAUGGGAGGGAAAUUUGAAUGUGACACACAAUGA
This is a messenger RNA of Enterobius vermicularis (human pinworm), 198 nucleotides long. The record is from the annotation of a GenBank genome assembly. NCBI's taxonomy places the organism in Eukaryota, Metazoa, Nematoda, Chromadorea, Rhabditida, Oxyuridae.